Musca vetustissima is the source of this 871-nucleotide messenger RNA. RefSeq names its product transmembrane protein 268-like. Lineage: Eukaryota; Metazoa; Arthropoda; Insecta; Diptera; Muscidae. The annotation marks the transcript as partial. The transcript has 4 exons. The record is from RefSeq and is a predicted model, not a curated record.
CAAAUGGCGAUGUAAUCGUAACCCUCUUACCAGCCAAUACCAAAUUUCCAUGGGUGACACCAGCAAUUUUCCGACCUGAACUGGUACCUGAAGAGCUUAUGGCUCAAGGAUUAACUCUCACCGUUGAGGAAUAUGUUCAUGCCAUGGAGACCCUGGUCAAUGAUUAUCGUUUCACGAUGUAUAACAUUUGCUAUAAGCGGAUAUUGGUAUGCUGGAUUCUCUUUGCAUUUACGGUCCUGCUAACCUUGCUGUUCUCUGGCCUACAAGGCGUGGCUCUGUUUUCAUUGGGUGUCGGUUGGUUAUUCCUAAAUGCUGCUGCCAUAUUUUUGUGUAUGUGGGUGAAGUUACGCUUGGCCAGAGGACUAGAAAAAUGUCUCGCUCGUGUCAAUAAGCAACUGAUAAAACAUAAAAUCCUUCUCGUGCUGGAUGAUCGUGGUCGCAUAUCGUGUCAUAAAGUUAAUUUGUGUUUCUUGUAUUUCGAUUCGGGUCCAUGUGUGAGUUUCCUCAAUGAAUUCUUGGAGCAUACGGAACAGAAUGGUGGGGAGGCGAUUAAGGCUGGAUGGGAACGGAAAUUGGAUAUUGAUUUGAAUGACAUUGUCAUUCAAGGCAGCACACCAGUGAGGGUCUCAAGAAAACAGGAACAAGCUGGUCAACUAUUUCUCCGCUAUGCAUCACGUUGGGGACGAGAAGCCAUCCGGGGUUUAGUUGAUGUUACCCCCUUGGAGCCGGGACGUCAUUGUGGUCAAUUCCAGUGCCCAUGCCAGUAUAUCAAAGAUCAUUUGCAGUGCAAGCCGAGAGGUUAUCCCUGCAGUUGUGUUGCCUACGGUUCUAAUCCACAAUAUCGUGAUCCUUAUUAAAUAUUUGUUUGUGU